CCGCGGUUCUGCCGGUCUUUCAACGCGAGUGUCAGAGAGCAGAGGAAGGACGCGCAUCCCCGCGUGAUGCUCCGCUUGAGACCGAAACAUUUCAUUUGAGAGACGUCUCACUGGGACAGACUGUAGCCUUACCUUUUCAAGGCUUGAUAUUGUGUUAUCGUUCAUCUCGAGAGGCUGAAACCUCUCAAGCCGUGCAUCACCUGAGAGGAGAAGAGUGACUGCGCCAACAUGGGGUAUGGGCGGUCAGACAGUUACCGCGUUGCCACCACACAGGACAAAGAUGACCGAUCCCCCAAGAAGAAGAAGGGGGCAGGCGCCAAGGAUAUGGAUGACCUGAAGAAGGAAGUGCCCAUUACGGAACACAAGAUGUCUGUAGAGGAAGUUUGCAGGAAAUACCAGACUGACAUUGUCCAGGGACUGACCAAUGCCAAGGCAGCAGAAUAUCUGAUCAGAGAUGGUCCCAAUGCUCUCACUCCUCCACCCACCACCCCGGAGUGGGUCAAGUUUUGUCGACAGCUGUUCGGUGGAUUCUCCAUCUUGCUGUGGAUCGGCGCCAUCCUCUGUUUCCUGGCCUACGCAAUCCAGGCGGCCACUGAGGACGAUCCUGCAGGAGACAAUUUGUACCUAGGUAUUGUGCUUACAGCUGUUGUCAUCAUUACUGGUUGCUUCUCAUACUUCCAAGAGGCCAAAAGCUCCAAAAUCAUGGAGUCUUUCAAGAACAUGGUGCCUCAGCAAGCAUUGGUGAUCCGUGAGGGUGAGAAGGUACAGAUCAACGCUGAAGAAGUGGUGGCUGGAGAUCUGAUUGAAGUGAAGGGAGGAGACAGGAUCCCAGCUGACAUCAGGGUUGUUUCAGCUCACGGCUGCAAGGUCGACAACUCCUCCUUAACAGGAGAAUCAGAGCCCCAGAAUAGGUCACCUGACUGUACCCAUGACAACCCUUUGGAGACCCGAAACAUUGCUUUCUUCUCCACCAACUGUGUAGAAGGCACAGCACGUGGUAUUGUAAUCUGCACUGGAGACCGCACAGUCAUGGGUCGCAUUGCUACUCUGACAUCUGGACUGGAGACCGGAAAAACUCCCAUUGCUAAGGAGAUUGAGCACUUCAUCCACAUCAUCACAGGUGUGGCUGUCUUCCUUGGAGUGACGUUCUUCAUCCUGGCCAUUAUCUUGGGUUACACCUGGCUGGAGGCUGUCAUCUUCCUUAUCGGCAUCAUUGUGGCUAAUGUGCCUGAGGGACUGCUGGCCACAGUCACUGUGUGUCUGACUCUGACUGCUAAGCGUAUGGCCAAGAAGAACUGCCUGGUGAAGAAUCUGGAGGCUGUGGAAACCCUGGGCUCCACCUCUACUAUCUGCUCUGAUAAGACAGGCACCCUGACCCAGAACAGGAUGACUGUGGCCCACAUGUGGUUCGACAACCAGAUCCAUGAGGCUGACACCACUGAGGACCAGUCUGGUGCUUCAUUUGACAAGAGCUCAGUGACGUGGCUGUCUCUGUCCCGUAUCGCAGCUCUGUGUAACCGUGCUCAGUUCAAAGCAGGACAGGACUCAAUAGCCAUACUGAAGCGUGACGUAGCCGGUGAUGCCUCAGAGUCGGCCCUGUUGAAGUGUAUCGAGCUGUCCUGUGGCUCAGUCAGGUUGAUGAGGGAUAAGAACAAGAAAGUGGCAGAGAUUCCAUUUAACUCCACCAACAAAUACCAGCUUUCAGUUCAUGAAACAGAGGAUCCUAAUGACAACCGCUACCUGUUGGUGAUGAAGGGAGCCCCGGAGAGGAUCCUCGACCGAUGCACCACCAUUUUGCUUCAGGGCAAAGAGCAGCCUAUGGAUGAGGAGAUGAAGGAGGCUUUCCAGAAUGCCUACAUGGAACUGGGAGGACUGGGAGAGAGAGUACUGGGUUUCUGUCACUUGCUGUUGCCAGAGGACCAGUAUCCCAAGGGCUUUGCCUUCGACACCGAUGAUGUCAACUUCCAGACAGACAACCUUUGCUUUGUUGGCCUCAUGUCCAUGAUCGACCCUCCCCGUGCUGCUGUGCCAGACGCUGUUGGCAAAUGCCGGUCUGCUGGUAUCAAGGUCAUUAUGGUCACUGGAGAUCAUCCAAUCACAGCCAAGGCCAUUGCCAAAGGAGUGGGUAUCAUCUCCGAGGGCAACGAGACAGUCGAGGACAUUGCAGCUCGUCUCAACAUACCUGUCAGCCAGGUCAACCCCAGAGAUGCCAAGGCCUGUGUGAUCCAUGGCACAGACCUAAAGGAUCUAUCACAGGAUCAGAUGGAUGACAUUCUGAGGAAUCACACAGAGAUUGUUUUUGCUAGAACAUCUCCACAGCAGAAGCUCAUCAUUGUAGAGGGCUGCCAGAGACAGGGAGCCAUUGUAGCUGUGACAGGUGAUGGUGUGAAUGACUCUCCUGCACUUAAAAAGGCCGACAUUGGUGUUGCCAUGGGAAUCUCGGGCUCUGAUGUGUCCAAACAGGCUGCAGACAUGAUCUUACUGGAUGACAACUUUGCCUCUAUUGUCACUGGGGUGGAAGAAGGUCGUCUGAUCUUUGAUAAUCUGAAGAAGUCUAUCGCCUACACCCUGACCAGCAACAUCCCAGAGAUCACCCCCUUCUUAUUGUUCAUUAUUGUCAACAUUCCUCUGCCACUGGGAACUAUCACUAUCCUUUGUAUCGACCUGGGAACUGACAUGGUUCCUGCCAUCUCUUUGGCUUAUGAAGCAGCUGAGAGCGACAUCAUGAAGCGUCAGCCCAGGAACCCAUUCAGGGACAAGCUGGUGAAUGAGAGGCUUAUCAGCAUUGCCUAUGGACAAAUUGGUAUGAUCCAGGCUCUGGGUGGUUUCUUCGCCUAUUUUGUCAUCAUGGCUGAAAAUGGCUUCCUACCCUCCCGAUUAGUAGGCAUCAGACUCAACUGGGACGACCGAGGCGUAAAUGACUUGGAAGACAGUUAUGGUCAGCAGUGGACGUACGAACAGAGGAAGAUUGUGGAGUUCACAUGCCACACAGCCUUCUUUGUCAGUAUUGUAGUAGUGCAGUGGGCGGAUGUCAUCAUCUGCAAGACCAGACGUAACUCUGUAUUCCAGCAAGGCAUGAAGAAUAAGAUUUUGAUCUUCGGCCUAUUUGAAGAAACCGCCCUGGCUGCCUUCCUGUCCUACUGCCCAGGCAUGGACGUGGCACUCAGGAUGUACCCUUUAAAGCCUACCUGGUGGUUUUGUGCAUUCCCCUAUAGUUUUCUCAUCUUUGUUUAUGAUGAAGUCCGAAAACUUCUCCUCCGCCGAAACCCUGGAGGUUGGGUGGAAAAGGAGACAUAUUAUUGAUCGAAAGAGCAUCUUCGCUCAAACCCCCUACAUCUUCCACUUAUUUCUCCCUUCUGUCACUCCAUCCCUGGCAAGACACAUUUUCAGACGCCCCGCCCCUUUAAAGACAAAAACCGCUUCAAAGCAAUUUUC
Molecule: messenger RNA, 3435 nt
Organism: Sphaeramia orbicularis (orbiculate cardinalfish)
Lineage: Eukaryota; Metazoa; Chordata; Actinopteri; Kurtiformes; Apogonidae
Gene: atp1a3b
Product: ATPase Na+/K+ transporting subunit alpha 3b
Exons: 23
Coding region: 229-3303 (1024 amino acids)
Biological process (GO): intracellular sodium ion homeostasis; potassium ion import across plasma membrane; sodium ion export across plasma membrane
Cellular component (GO): plasma membrane
Molecular function (GO): P-type sodium:potassium-exchanging transporter activity; ATP binding; ATP hydrolysis activity
Source: RefSeq, a predicted model, not a curated record